This is a messenger RNA of Protopolystoma xenopodis, 267 nucleotides long. Lineage: Eukaryota; Metazoa; Platyhelminthes; Monogenea; Polystomatidea; Polystomatidae. The record is from the annotation of a GenBank genome assembly.
AGUUUCAAUCCUGCUGGUCUAAUAAAAGUUGCUCGAGGACAUCGUCAAGGCAGGUUCCCUGUUAUUACUUGGCAGCAUCCUCAGACUGCAGCCUAUCUCCUGCGUGGUGGUGGCUUUAUUUCUGAAUCUGUGGUCGUUGGCGCCUGGAACAAGGCGGCAGUUCAUACCGCACAUGCUGCGGCUACGAUGGGCGCUCACCCUGGCUUGACGAGUAGUGAGAAGCAGACUUGGGCUGUUCGAGGCUUUGACCACAUCUAUGAUAUCUGA